AUGAGUCAAAAGCCGAUCAAAUCGAGGAAAUCAAAGGCAAAGAAAGCGAUUUUAGGCAAAAAGAAGUCUUUGAAAGGAGUGGACAUUCACUUUGUUUUGACGGAUACUAACAAAGAAAGGGUCGAAUGGAUGAGCAAACUGUUGGAAAUGCAGAGGAACUCCGUGUUUGUCGACUCCACCAUAAUUACAUCGGAUUUCAAGAAGUUCUCAAUCGAUAGGAAUAUGUUCGCAGCCAUCAGUCCCUACUUUAUGGCCCUUUACUCCAACUCUCUGUACACCGAAAACCAGAGCCGAGAAGUGUUUUGCCGGACAUCUCGGAUUAAGGACACCAACAUUGAGGCAGUCAUUCGAGCGGCCAAUAGACUCCAAAUCACUGGAGCUCUUGAGUACUGCUAUGGAUAUUGGACUAAAUCUCUGGACACCAAGAAUUGCAUAAGGAUUUACCAAAUGUCGCGAAUGUAUUAUGCGAUUGGAGUGAUCGACAAAUCAAAGGAAUUCAUUCUCUAUAACUUCAUGGCUGUUGUCAACCAAUGUCCAGAUUUCUAUUCUCUCAGUAAAGACGAGUUGUCCGACAUCUUGAGUGACGAUCGGCUGAAUGUUAGCCGAGAAGAACUCACUUAUUCUGCGAUCAACUCUUGGAUAUCAGCCAACCAUUAG
Oppiella nova is the source of this 657-nucleotide messenger RNA. NCBI's taxonomy places the organism in Eukaryota, Metazoa, Arthropoda, Arachnida, Sarcoptiformes, Oppiidae. The record is from the annotation of a GenBank genome assembly.